This is a messenger RNA of Heterocephalus glaber (naked mole-rat), 2337 nucleotides long. RefSeq names its product serpin family B member 5 (gene Serpinb5). Gene Ontology annotation, biological process: negative regulation of endopeptidase activity. The record is from RefSeq and is a predicted model, not a curated record. Gene Ontology annotation, molecular function: serine-type endopeptidase inhibitor activity. NCBI's taxonomy places the organism in Eukaryota, Metazoa, Chordata, Mammalia, Rodentia, Bathyergidae.
UGGCGGGCGCGGCUAAGGUGAGCCAGCUGCGCUCACGCCCCGCAGAGCAUUGAUUGCACCUCCUGGUCUCCGAACUCCUUGCUUGUCUUCUUUCUUGAAGUGUUUUCCAGAAUCCCCGUAACUCCAGGCCCACAAUGGAUGCCCUGCAGUUGGCAAAUUCAGCUUUUGCUGUUGAUCUAUUCAAACAACUGUGUGACAAGGAACCAGCGGGCAAUGUCCUUUUCUCUCCAAUCUGUCUCUCUACCUCUCUGUCGCUUGCUCAAGUAGGUGCCAAAGGUGGCACAGCAAAUGAAAUUGGACAGGUCCUGCAUUUUGAAAAUGUCAAAGAUGUGCCCUUUGGAUUUCAAACCGUUACCUCGGAUGUAAAUAAACUUAGUUCCUUUUACUCUUUGAAACUAAUCAAGCGGCUCUACCUAGACAAAUCUCUGAACCCUUCUACAGAAUUCCUCAGCUCUACAAAGAGACCAUAUGCAAAAGAAUUGGAAACUGUUGAUUUCAAAGAUAAACUGGAUGAGACGAAAGUUCAGAUCAACAACUCCAUUAAGGAUCUCACAGAUGGCCACUUUGAGAACAUUUUAUCUGACAACAGCGUGAGUGAUCAGACCAAAAUCCUUGUGGUUAAUGCUGCCUACUUUGUUGGGAAGUGGAUGAAGAAAUUUCCUGAAUCAGAAACAAAGGAAUGCCCUUUCAGAGUCAGCAAGGCAGACACCAAACCAGUGCAAAUGAUGAAUAUGGAGGCCACAUUCUGUAUGGGGAACAUUGAUGAUAUCAAUUGUAAGAUCAUAGAGCUCCCUUUUCAAAACAAGCACCUCAGCAUGCUCAUUCUGCUCCCCAAGGAUGUAGAGGAUGAAUCCACGGGCUUGGAGAAGAUUGAAAAACAGCUCAACUCAGAAAUGCUGUUGAAGUGGACCAAUCCCAGCACCAUGGCCAAUGCCAAAGUCAAACUCUCCCUUCCAAAGUUUAAGGUGGAAAAGAUGGUUGAUCCUAAGGCUAGUCUGGAAAACUUAGGGCUGAAAAAUUUAUUUAAUGAAAGUACAUCCGAUUUCUCUGGAAUGUCAGAGACCAAGGGAGUGGCUCUAUCAAAUGUGGUUCACAGAGUGUGCUUAGAAAUAACUGAAGAUGGUGGAGAUUCCAUAGAGGUGCCAGGAUCCCGGAUCCUGCAACACAAGGAUGAAUUCAAUGCUGACCACCCCUUUAUUUAUCUCAUCAGGCACAACAAAACACGAAACAUCAUUUUCUUUGGCAAGUUCUGUUCACCUUAAGUGGUAGAACCCAAGUUAAGUCCCACCUGAUUUAUCUGUGGAUGCAGAUUGCUGUAAACUCUGCAUCCAGAGAAUCACUUUCUAAAUGCAAUAAAUUGUUAACAUUCCUGGAUCAGGAAGCAGCCAGUAUUUGUCAUGUGUAGCCUUUACAUUAACAGGCCCUUCUUUUCUAAUUCUUUUGUUACACUUUUUUACCUCCAUAAAAGAAAAUGACACAUACUUUUAAGGAAAAGGAAGCACAUUAGAGGAAAAAAUAUUAUUUGUCAAACUGUCCAAGGUUGUUGGCAAAAUGGUCCUCCACAUGGAACAAUUCCUAUCAGGAGGAUCUGGAGGAUCUUGUUCUCAGAACUUUGCCUUUCUUCACCAGGAUAUAGAAUGUUCUAGACAUUCUGAAAGUUAAAAGAAAUUCCAGUGCAUGGGACCCACAAAAACUGCCUUCAUCCAGUGAAAAUGCACACAUAUUCACUUUACUGUACACAUCCUUAUGUUAAAACUUGAGAAACAAGUUUUCUUUCUUCUCAAACUUUGAAUUUGGGAGAUUUUAGGAAGAUAUUAUGUUGCACAUAUGAUUCAGUGCAUUUGGUAUGCUAUGGAAAUCCAUUAAUAGGGUCCGUACCAGCACUGUAUAAAUCAAGGCCUUAGUAGUUCUAUAAUGAAUAUUCACACAAAAUGGACAAAUAAAGACUAUAGCCCCUACGUGGUCAAAUUCUGCUGGUAAAUGAGUAUGCUAACAGCUUAUGAACAUACUUUGGGAACUAGCUUAGAUUUUGAAAUGCUGGAUAAAGAAUUAUAGAACUAUAGUAGAUGAAGUGUAAGACCUCAAGGGGGACACACAAUUCUUAUUUAAAAAUUGGUUUUCAUUUCUAAUAUCUGUCUCACCUGGCCAUUUGGUGCUGGCCUGGUGCCAGAGCUUCAAAGGGACUGAUAAAGGGACAUAAAUUCCACAAGGACUCUCCCAGUAGCCAAUAAAAAACUUUUGGUGUUGAAGGAAGUUGGCUCUUUGUCUAAUGUGAUGGGGAAAAAACAAGAAACCUAAAACCUUUAGAAAAUAUAAGUAAAGCUCUUAAAGUAUUCA